CUGGACAGGCCCAUUUUCUGGCGCUGUAGGGGGAGAAAGAGCGAGUCCGCGAAGGCGCGGCAGAGCCUGAACUUUAAGUCGAACCGACAAGCCAGAUUUCGUGGCUGGGAUUAAAGCAUUCAAACAAUAUUCUCUGCUAAGAAGAGUGAGGCGGGGACUCGGAGAGUUUCACUUCCGUCGCUCUCCCCACACGGUCCCCUGUGCCGAGGGUACAGUCCAAAGUUUUGGCUCCGCCGGGAGGGGCUCCAGGGCGGCGGGAACUGCAAUUGGUGGCUUUGAAGGUGCAGCAGGCGGGAACAUCUGAUGAGGAGAGAGCCGGCCGGCGAUGUGGUACGGUAAGAGGACCCCUGGCGGAAUGGCAUCGGGCCCCCGAGCGUGGAGGAAGCCUUGAAGAAGCCACGUCCCACGACUCUGAGGCGACUUCUUCGCGACUGCCGCAAGUCCCAAGGUGUGGGAUUGGCCCUUGCUCUCGGGCCGGAGGCUGGGGACUACACUUGAGGCUGAGUGCCAAAGAGAUGGAUGAAACUGUUUCCGAGUUUUUCAGGAGGACCAUCUUGAAAAUCCCAUUGACUGAAAUGAUGACAAUACUAAAAACCUGGAAUUUUUUGUCUGAAAAUCAACUGCAGACUGUAAACUUCCGGCAGAGAAAGGAAUGUCUUGUUCAGGACUUGGUUCUGCUUUGUGAGGAAAAUCGUGCAAGUCUCAAUGAUGCAGCCCUUUUAGACAUCAUUUAUACUCAAUUUCAUCGGCAUCAGAAAGUUUGGGAUGUUUUUCAGAUGAGUAAAGGACCAGGUGAAGACACUGACCUUUUUGAUAUGGAACAAUUCAAAAGUUCAUUCAAGAAAAUUCUUAAGAGAGCAUUAAAAAAUGUGACAGUCAGCUUCAGAGAUGCUGAGGAGAAUGCAGUAUGGAUUCGAAUUGCCUGGGGAACACAGUAUAGAAAGCCAAACCAGUACAAACCUGCUUACGUGGUGUAUUAUUCCCAAACACCAUAUGCCUUCACUUCUUCCUCCCAACUGAAAAGCAAUCUACCCCUUCUGGGUCAGGCACUGACAAUUGCUAGCAAACACCAUCAGAUUGUGAAAAUGGACCUCAGAAGCCGGUAUCUGGACUCUCUUAAGGCUAUUGUUUUUAAACAGUAUAAUCAGAUCUUUGAAACUCACAACUCUACUACACCUCUACAAGAAAGAAGCCUUGGGCUAGAUAUAAAUAUGGAUUCAAGGAUCAUUCAUGAAAACAAAACAGAAAAAGAGAGGGUCCAGAGAGUGACUCAAGAAAUUUUUGGAGACUAUCCACAACCAAGGCUAGAAUUUGCACAAUACAAGCUUGAAACGAAAUUCAAAAGUGACCUAAAUGGGGGCAUCCUGGCUGAGAGAGAAGAACCCCUCCGGUGCCUAGUUAAGUUCUCUAGCCCCCAUCUUCUGGAAGCACUGAAAUCCUUAGCACCAGCCGGUAUUGCAGAUGCACCACUUUCUCCAUUGCUCACUUGCAUACCCAAUAAGGGAAUGAAUUAUUUUAAAAUUAGAGAUAAAUAAGAUGUAUGUGGUUUUGUAAGUACAGCUUGACUGUAUUGCAUAUGCAUUUUAUAAUGACUAGCUGGAUAGCUUCUAUCUGCAAACUUGUUUUAGAGAUUAAUCCUUGAUGUUGAUGAUUUAGAAAUGUUCAGUAUAGUUCUUGGGACUGAUUCUUUCCUCCUCCUGCAAAGCAUAGCAGUUGUGGGACUUUAAGAUGUGACAGGAUGUCAUUUCUCUCACUCCUGUCUCUCCUCAAUCCUGGAGAGGUCUGGUUCCAGUUGCUGGUUUCCAGGGAUUUUCUCUUAAGCCUUGGAUCACAGAAAGAAGCAACAAGAAACUAUACCCAACCCAAAACUUUCCAGGAGAACCAUAAAAUUGGUCCAUUCAAAAGGCAGAAUUGGGCCCAUUAAGUUAUUAUUGCAGGAGGUAGCCUAUCAGUUGAUUCAGCUAUAUAAAAUAAUGAUUUCAUUGUAAAUAUGGUACUUCUCGUCUAUUUUAUCAUACAUAUGGCAUUCGAACUGACAGAUAAUAUACAGGUUUGUGAAUAAAGAUAUUUAAA
This is a messenger RNA of Globicephala melas (long-finned pilot whale), 2073 nucleotides long. It is a transcript of the gene CENPN, whose product is annotated as centromere protein N. NCBI's taxonomy places the organism in Eukaryota, Metazoa, Chordata, Mammalia, Artiodactyla, Delphinidae. The record is from RefSeq and is a predicted model, not a curated record. Gene Ontology annotation, cellular component: nucleoplasm. Gene Ontology annotation, biological process: chromosome segregation; CENP-A containing chromatin assembly.